Dunckerocampus dactyliophorus (ringed pipefish) is the source of this 7305-nucleotide messenger RNA. RefSeq names its product trafficking protein particle complex subunit 14-like. NCBI's taxonomy places the organism in Eukaryota, Metazoa, Chordata, Actinopteri, Syngnathiformes, Syngnathidae. Gene Ontology annotation, molecular function: alpha-tubulin binding. The record is from RefSeq and is a predicted model, not a curated record. Gene Ontology annotation, biological process: cilium assembly. The transcript has 11 exons. Bases 257 to 1894 code for a protein of 545 amino acids. Gene Ontology annotation, cellular component: TRAPPII protein complex.
UUCGUUCGCGACCGACACACCACUAAUAGUAGUAGUUGUCUGUCAGUCAGCCACUUUUUCUGUUUAUCUAGCUAACUAACAUCCCAACAAGCCUAACUAGCUUUUAACUAACUAAUUUAUCUUGCGUUUUUUUACGUAUUUGUGACAAUUGGGCUUCUUUGGUAACUCGCUAUAAUUGGCACUCUACUUCCCUGUUCGCUGCUGUUUACAUGGCAACAAGCUAUGGCUAGCUAGUUAAGAUAACAUAUGGCUAAAAAUGGAAUCUCUUUUUGAACAUUUUAUUUAUUUCCCCGUCUCCCCGGUUGCAAUUGGGACUGGGACGGAGGAGUUGACGACUCUCCCUGGCAGAACGAGCUUCUAUCUCGGAGAAACGGUGCACUUGUUGCUGGUGUUAAAGUUCCGGAGGGAAGCUAGUUGGAUUAAGCUAGGUGAGCUGUUCGCUGUGGCGAGCGUUAGCCAGGACGACGAUGGCGGCGGGAAGAGGAGGACAACAUUUGAAAACAAUCUCCAUCGCAGCGAUGAGGACGAAGAAGACCAAAUCCAAAGUAGAAUAAGGACAUUUAAACACUGUAAGCUGCUACUGAAUCACAGCAAUGAACGACAUAACAUGGAACCAGUCAAGUCCACAGUGUUGUCUGAUAAGCAAGUUUGCUUCCAUCUUUCUGUUUCUUUGGACAAACUGCCAGUCAGCGCACUACAAGCCAAGGUUGCAGUGACAGUGUGGGAACAGGAUGAAGACUCGAUGGAAGCCAGGGAACAUGGCUACCUCAAUCUCCUGCAGCUGUACAACCCCAUGCACACCUUCAGAGAAGAUCUCCACCACACAUUUAAGACACAAGUUAAUGCCACUUUGAAGGUUCUGCCACCUCCUAGUGUUCAGUGUCAGCAAAUGACAAUCUCCGGAAAAUAUGUAACUUUCCUCAAAGUGUUGAACUGCAGCUCUCAGGAGGAAGUUUGCAUCACAGAUGUGAAGAUCCUCCCCAACUACAACUUGUCGUACCUGCCCAUAAUGCCGGAUGGUUCAGUUCUUGUUGUCGACAAUGUCUGCCACCAGUCGGCCGAGGUCACCAUGGCGUCUUUCUACCGAGUGGACAGCCAGUCAUCGCGCCUACCCAGCAUGCUCAGCACCCUGGAGGAGCACAACUUCCUGUUUCGGUUGCAUCUCCAAGACAAGGAAGAGGAGGACUCUAGCGAGGGUCUGGAGGUGCCGCUUGUUGCUGUGUUACACUGGUCCACGUCAACGCUCCCUUACACCAGGUACAUCUCCACUUUUUAUUCGUUGCCGAGCAUCCGUUUGAGUCGCCCCCGUCUAGUCAUGAGCGCUACCUGUCCAAGCGCCGUCAAGCCUCUGGAGAACUUUUGGGUGAAGUACACCGUGCUCAACAACCUGCACGACUUUCUGUCCAUACGUCUGGUGUGGAAUUUGGAAGGUCACAAAGGAGGCCACCAGGGGGACCCCAUGGUGGUGUGCCAGUCUCCCUUCAACAACCUGGGUGGCUGUAGGAAAGGCUCCACUGUCUCCUUCACUGUCGCCUUCCAGAUCCUUGGUACUGGACUUUUUGAGCUGAGCCAACACAUGAAGAUGAAGCUCCAGUUUACGACCUCUCCGGUUUACGGUCCUCCCUUUGAACCCCGGUCACCCCAGAAAACCUCUCCAGAAAGAACCAGCCUGGGACGAUCCGUGAGCUUCUCGCACCAACAACCUUCGGUAACGCACCAUGUCAGGACAGGUAGCAUGAUGGAGUAUCCACCCAGCAGCAGCAGUAGCAGCACUCCUAUUUGCUCCCCUCAAUUGGUCAGAGGCCUUUAUGUGUCGCCUCCUGAGCAUUCCCUCAUUUCAUUGGACAAGGUUGUUAAGAGAGAAUGUCAAGUGUUUGUGUUGGACAGCAGGUAAAAACCAACCACUACUUUUUACAUUACCUGCUGUUCAUAUAGUUUGUUACCAAUGUCCAGCACAAACAAAUGGUGUUUUAUUUUAUAUCAUUAUUUUGAGGGGGUUUUUGCUUUUUAGCCAUAUUGCACUGAGCAGCCAGGACAGACAUGUUAGUGGUUUCUUACGUUGUGAAAUCCUAAAGGUUUGCCUGUUUUGGAUUGGAAUGGUGGGCAAACAUUUCAAUUUUCUUGUUUUAUCAUCACUUUUGUCAUAUCAUGCAGAUAUGACAAAAGUUACUAUUGCAAGGUAUAUUUCCACAACCGUUUAAAAAGUAUGUGAAUAUUUUUCCUAGAAAAUGGUGAUUAAGGAUUCUGAUAUUUUUUGUUUAUUAUUGUUAUUAUUAUUAUUAUUAUUAUUAUUAUUAUUAUUAUUAUUAUUAAUGAGGACUUUAUUCGUUUUGAUCGUAUAAUACUGCUCAGCCAGGACAGGGACAUUUUAGCGCUUAUGCUGUUGUAAUUCCUGUUUUUGCAACCUAUUCAUGAAUUGUUUUUCAGAUUUUUAGUUAUUUAUUUUCUGAAAAACUGCUGCAAUGCUACGCUAGUACUACGUCAGAAUAAGUUUCAUUUCCAAUUGUGUGGAUAUCCUUGUAUUUACCACCCUUCUGUGGCUAGUCAAAGAUCUUCUUAUGCCAGAAGUGUUUAAACCUACUACCAAAAUGCUAGUGAAAGAGCCUCAUACAACUGGAGUGCUCUAGUGUUUUUGCAGUCGGCCCUUAAAACAGGGAGGACUUUGUCAUAUAUCUGCAAAGGAUUUUUCGCUUGCACUAUUUUUUAAUUUUUUAUUUUUUUACAUAAAGAUCUUUGACUAGUGUUUUUGCAGUAGGCCCGUUACAGGGUCCCUGACAUGAUUAAUCAACUCUGCUUAAAUAUGUUAUAUAUUGUUUAUAAUUAUGUUCUACAUUAUUUGAUUUUUUUUAACGCAAACGCUAAAUUUGCAAAAAUUACAUUGAAGUUCAUGACGCUUUCGCAGUUCAGCCUCAUUUCUGAAAGUGAUGCUAUCGGGUUACGAUUAUUCAGGUAAACAAACAUAGCGGUGUAUGAGAGAGGAUAUUUACAAUGAUCAUAGCGAAGAUUUGAGUGAUUGUGUCAAUAGCUGGAGGAGGAAGAAACAUUUCGAGUUGAAAUUUUAAAAAAUGAAUUUUUAAUUUUGCCCAUCAUCCACAAUCCUUAUGUGAAACAUGAGCAUAUGUUUCCCCUUUCUGUGCCUCAAGAGAGAAAAACAGUUAGCGCGAGGGAACUAACAAUGCGCAUCAUUGGACACACCUAUUUCGACUAUAAAGCCCUGAAAAAAAAACUCCAAGGUUUUAUGGAUUUAUAUCCAUGCUGUGACCGUGUAGUAACAAGUAUAUUCAUGAUAACAUGUAAUACUUACAAUAUUAUAAUGUAUUUUGAUCAUUUAAAACAGUGAUCCCCAACCCUCGGGCCACUGCCCAGUACCGGGCCGUGGGUCAUUUCGUACCGGGCCGCACAGAAGCAAAAAAUAAUUUCCAUGAUGUUUUAUUUUGAAAAGUGGCUGGAUUCUCUCCGUUACAUUCGUCUCACUGGACGGAUGUCCAAUUGUGCGUGUGCUAACUUUCUCUCUACAGCUGCUGUAUUUUUGCCAUUUUUCUUUCACCUCAUAUUUGGUGUCAAAUGCUGAUACUUUGUGGGAAUGCAUAAAGGUAAGUUUGGAGGAUUUAUUGAGUGCUAAUGUGCACAUUUGUCUCAAGUUUAAGUUUAUUCAUGCUAGCUCACUGCCUUUUACCACACACGUCAAACGGCGAUAUAAUAAUGUUUCUGGAAAAACUCCAGGCUUGAACUGGUGGAUGGUGGGUUGGCAUUCAUUUUGUGCUUUUAAUUUGAUGUUAUUCAUGUCUUAGUUUUACACAAUACAUCAUAAAUUAGAUCGCUGUAAUGUAUGUUGUGCUAUAAUGUACGUAAUGUACGUUCUUUGUAUUUGCUGCUACAAUAACCAUGCCGCUGUAGCUUGGUUUAUAUACAGGUCAGUUAUAUAAAUAGAACAUUCUUGCCAUGUUUUUGAGUUGUUUUUUUUUAAUGGCUUUCUAGUCAAAGUUGGUGUGUAGCGUUAUGUGCAUAGUUAUCUCACACAUGCUAGCUGAUUUUAAACAGUUUUUCUCUCUUUAGAACACGCAGAAAAGAGAAAGAUGUGUGUGGUCAUGUUUCACAUAAAGAUUGUGGAUGAUGAGCAAAAUUCCCCCCUAAAAAGUGCAGUUUUCCUUUAAGACAGAGGUGGGCAAACUGCAGCCUGCCAAGUGUCUUAAUCCGGCUCACCGGGCAUUUCCAAAUUCCUUGCCCACACCUUGUUGGAAUAUUAAAAUUCAAAGGCUGAAUUUUGUACCUGUUCACCCCUAGUGGAGAGACUCAACUGACAUAUUGAUUCAAUGACCUACUGUAUACAAUAAUAUUGAAAUGAUUGUAUUAUUUUAUAUCUCUAAAAUAUAUAGUCGAUAAAUAAUAAGGGUGGACGUGUGUCAUAAUGUGGAAAUCAAAAUGAAAGUUGUGAAUGGGAUGUUGCUUUUGAUACCAGUUCUCCAGCUUUGGAAAACGCACGUUGGCAUGGGGCUGAGGAGGCUGGUGUGCAUAAAACCUGUUGUGACGGUCGGAAGAGGUUUGGAUACGUGUGUCGGUGGUUGUGCCAGUAUUUUAAAGGGGCCUGGGAUCUGGGAAUGUUGGUUUCUGCUAGGUACCGCUGGACCUCAACAAUUGCAUUAGCUGUUGCGUUGGUGGUCUGCCUGCCAAGCUCUUCAUCCAGCGGCUGCCGAAGGUCUAAAAAAACAACAUAUUGGUAUUUUAGUUUUAGUCGUCAAUUACAAAUCAUAUGUGAUUUGCAAGCAAAUAAAUUGAUACAUUGAAAACUGAAGGACACACCUGAAGUGGGUGCCAAUAACGCUUGUGAAGAAGGUCCAGGCUGCGACUCAGUGUGUGUGCGCCCAUUUACAGCAGCACAUUCAGACUUCAGUCUACUGACUGCUUCAGUACAAUAUGAGGAACUUUGAAAGCCGAGUGAUUUAAAUCUGGGGUCAAGAAGUGUCGAUAGGGACUCCAGACUGUAAGCAGCGUCUGUGACAUGUCGCCUAAGAUGUUCGUGGAGGUCUUUCGCUGUCUGUGUGUCCAAAUUAGAAGCCAUUCGCAUUUUCAUCAUCGGGAUGACCUUUGAUCCUGAAACCCUCUUCUCCUCAGACAACACUGUAGCCUCAUGAAAAGGCGCCAGCACAACAAUGUUUCUGCUAUGAUCAGCUGAAAGUGGAGUCAAGUCUGUUUUUAAUACCCACACUGGUUCCUUGCCAUCAUUUGAUAAGUGCUGUUCCGACAUGUUGGUUCGUCAUUUAUGAGUUUCAGGGUUGGCCGCCCCCAUCUGUUGCUGCACUUGGGCUACCGUGUAAAUGGAAUAACGUAUUUGGCGAGUUUUUACUGAUGAAAUCAUGUUUGGUGCUGCGUCGGUCACAAGACACUUGACUUUGUCAGUUAUUGCCCAGUUAAGGCUGUCAAAAUAGCGUCUUAACGGCGGUAACUAAUAUAUUUCAUUAAUUACGUUACAUUUUUUAGCGUAAUUAUGACGACAGAUGGCAGCACAGUGUAUCUCCCCUCGGAGUCACACAGUGUGGGAUUACUGUACUGCAAACAAACACGUCUCUAGUCCAUUCGUCAUUGUAAUGACAAUUCCUCAUUGUCACGAGACAGACCGCGAGAUGCAUUCACAGACACUCCGAACAUCACAAUAACGUCUUUAUCAUGCGUGUAUGGGUGGUCUAAAUAAACAGAAAUGCAAUGAAAAUCAAUAAGUGGAUAUUCCUUUGAUAGCCCUUCUUUGUACUCCUGCCUACUUUCCUCAUCCGUCUUUCCAUCCCAUUUCUUCUUUGCUGGCCUUUCUUCAGCUAUACAUUCUUGGUUUUAUGGUCAUGAGCUUUGGGUAGUGACAGAAAGAAAUUGCGGGUACAAGCGGCUGAAAUGAGGGUGGCUGGCUCUCCCUGAGAGAUGAGGUGAGAAGCACUGUCAUCCGGGAGAAACCCUCUGCAUUGAGAGGAGCCAGAUGAGGUGGCUCAGGCAUCUGGUCAGGAUGCCUCCCGGACACCUCCCUGGGGAGGUGUUCAGGGCACGUCUGACCAGUAGGAGGCCUCAGGGAAGACACACGACACGUUGGAGAGACUACUGUAUGUCUUUCAACUGGCCUGGGAACGCCUCGGGAUCUGCCGUGAGGUGCUGGAAGAGUAGCCGGGCAGAGGGAUGUCUGGGCUUUCCUGCUGAGGCUGCUGCCCCUGCGACCCAAGCGGAAGAUUGACGGAUGGACAUUCUAGGACACUUUUGUUCCACCAGCAAGUCUCCUUGUCAUCUUUUCUCUAUCAGACACACCUAGCACCUUCCUGUUUACCUGAUCACUUUUGCUGUGGUUGCCCCAUUAUCUGGCAGAUCCUCAACUCUCAACUUCUUCCAGAAGUCCUCAGAGCAGCUCCUGUUCCUCAACUUCCACCAUUUGGUCCUCUGUUCUGUCCUUGUUCUUUGCCUCUUUUGCACAAGUCAUCCUACAUACUAUCACUCCAUGCUGUACAGUUUCUUUCAGCUUGCAUUUUCUGCACAAAAUGUGGUCUACCUGUGUGUCCCUGACUUAAGAUGCUACUACCAGGGUUUUAUGUAGCCGGUUCUGAUGCACUCCUGCUAUUGGCUAUAUGAUAUGAAAAAGGAAGCCAUAAAAUCACCUUCAUUUAAACUACAAAUAACUUACUUUUUCAAGAGAACAUAUGUCACUGGUGAAACUUACCACACCCGAGGGUUAGGGAGACUUUGGAUGUGAGAGCACAUAGUUUAAGGACUUCCAGGUAUCAUGCAGCAGGGCUCCAAGUGAGAGAGCAGUCAGCAAACCCACUGUCUUCCACCGCUGAGAGACGAUGGUCAUCUAGUCCGAUGAAUUCCAUUAUUUUUCGGGUUAUGUGCUUUAGACUUCUGUCCCGCACAUACAGGUGAGUGUUGUCCAACUGUGGAUCACAUGAGCCUCCGUCAAGCUUGUUCUCCAAAUAUAGCUUUUUAAUGUGCUACAACGGCGAGAUAUUCUUCGGGGCAUGUUUUGCAGGGUGCAAAUUUAUAUCACUCACAAAUGACAGGUAAGUUCCACACGGCAGACAUGAUGGUUUUGGGUUUGGCACACCUGCGCAGUGUGAAGGCGAAUGGGCAGGAGACACUCGCUGCAGGCUGCAUGUUCCACUUGUACAAGCCACAGGUGAUCCACGUUGAAAGUCAUUUAGCGGCAUAAGCCGAUCACAUGCUUUUUCACGGGAAUCAGCCGAAUUUGAUUGGUGGCCAAUCGACCGCAGCAUCCCCACUGCUCCCUCGUCUGGAAAUAAGUGUUCACCACAGUCGUUUUCAUUCGUUUUGCUAAAA